AUGCACACUGCACGUAGUGCGAUGCUCGUGUUUGACUCCUUGAAUGUAGGCCAACUGCUCGACAUACUAGCGCGUCGAUCUGCUGCAGCUUCGACCCUCCUGCCUUCGGCCGGGCUAGCUUCGGCCUUGACCCUGCGAGCGUCAUCCAUCUAUCCAUCCAACCGCGCGACUGAUCUAGCAAGUGUCGACCUCGUGAUAGGCCUGUCUGACCUCGCAAGCCUCGAGCAUCCGAGCAUCGACCACUCGUCCCUUCUGCUCGACCCAUCCGGCUGCAACCCUUCGAGCCGCAUGCUUCGGUUGGGGAUGUCAACCGCAACUUGCCUGCGGGCCUAUAUAAAGGCCUUGAGCUGCACAAUCGCGGACGUAUUUUAUGAAGUACCGGAUAUUGUUGGUAAAGUGCUUGAUGAAUUCAAGGAUACGAUGCCCCCUGAGUUGCCUAAGGAGUUGCCUCCGCGUAGACCCUGUGACCAUCGGAUUGAACUGGAACCAGGUUCUCAGCCCCCUGCUCAACCUCCUUAUUGGAUGCCACUAGCCGAGCUGGCCGAAUUUAGGAAGCAGUUGGAUGAGCUGCUUGUCAGCCCAUUGACGGAUUUACUGAAGAAGGACAGGUGUUGGGAGUGGGACAAAGCUCAACAAGUUGCCUUUGAUUUGCUGAAUCAAGAUGUGACCCAAGAGCCGAUACUGAAGUUGGCAAAGUUCGACCAGCCAUUCGAGGUACAAGUCGAUGCUUCAGAUCGUGCUAUUGGUGGGGUGUUUGUCCAAGACAAACAUCCUAUCGCUUUUGAGAAUCGGAAAUUGAAGGAUGCUGAGACCCGAUACAGUACCCAUGAGAAGGAAAUGACGGCAGUAAUUCAUUGCUUGGAAAUGUGGCGUCACUAUCUGUUGGGAACAAGGUUCACGGUUGUUACGGACAAUGUAGCCAGUACUUAUUUUCGAACUCAGAAGAAGUUGUCCCCAAAACAGGCACGGUGGCAAGAAUUCUUGGGGGAGUUUGAUUUCGAUUGGGUCCAUCGGCCGGGGAAACAUAAUGAUGUUGCUGAUGCUCUAAGUCGAAAGGUUGUGGCGUCCUAUGUGUUGGCCUUGUAUGCUGUUGAGUCCGACUUUGUUAAGAAAGUCCGUGGUGAAUCCCUUAAAGAUCCUGUCUAUGUAAAACUCGCCGAGCAAGUGGCAGCCGGUGAAGUGCGCAAGUACUGGCUAGAGGACAGAUUACUCUAUGCCAAAGGUCGAAGGAUGUAUAUUCCAUCGGGAGGAAUGAGGCGCGAGCUACUGAAAGAUUAUCACGAUUCUCAGUGGGCUGGUCAUCCCGGUGUUGAGCGUAUCCAGGAUAAUUGGGUGGAAUUUUUGGAUAUGGCCCAGUUUUGUUAUAAUUUGCACAAGCCCUCGGCGACCGGUAUGAGUCCUUUUGAGCUGGUUUAUGGACAGCAACCCCAGCUACCGCAUGAUGUAGCGGUACAGCGGACUGGUGGAAAAUGCCCCGCGGCAUAUCGAUAUGCUCGGGCGCAGCACGAACUCUUGGUGGAGGCCCGAGAUAGCCUUGCUAAGGCGCAGCGAAGAAUGAAGAAAUAUGCGGACCGCGGGCGACGGGACGUGCAAUUCGCUAUCGGGGAUCUCGUGUUGUUAAAAGUGAGCCCAAAGGUAUGGAAAAGGAUCUCGGCAAAGGCAGUCCAUCGUGGACUAAUUCCAAAGUACGAGGGUCCCUUUGAAAUCGUGAGCAAAGUUGGGAAUGUGGCCUAUCCGCUUAAGCUGCCUGACCGAUUGAAGGUACAUCCCACAUUUCAUGUAUCUUACUUGAAGAAGUACCAUCCUGAUUUGAUUGAGGCAAGCCGAAAUGUCUCUACUCGAGCUCCUCCUACGAAUAUGGGCAGUUUUAAAACUGCUCGACGGUUACCUGUCCUAGCGGUUGGGGAUGUCAACCGCAACUUGCCUGCGGACCUAUAUAAAGGCAUUGAGCUGCACAAUCGCGGGUAA
Messenger RNA from Striga hermonthica, 1968 nucleotides. The record is from the annotation of a GenBank genome assembly. Lineage: Eukaryota; Viridiplantae; Streptophyta; Magnoliopsida; Lamiales; Orobanchaceae.